Setaria italica (foxtail millet) is the source of this 1157-nucleotide messenger RNA. RefSeq lists its product as uncharacterized. The coding region runs from base 106 to 1050 and encodes 314 amino acids. The record is from RefSeq and is a predicted model, not a curated record. NCBI's taxonomy places the organism in Eukaryota, Viridiplantae, Streptophyta, Magnoliopsida, Poales, Poaceae. The transcript has a single exon.
CGCAAGAGAGGAGAUCAUUUUAUUAUAUUCGGAACAACAGAGACAAAAAAGGUCAUCUAUUUUGAUGGUUGGAGUGGCUUUGGGGCGGUACCGGUCCUCAGAUCCAUGGCACAAGAACUCCGGUCAACCAAAGCUAAGAAAACUCCUCCAGAAUUAUGCUUUGACACAAUAACUUACAUUGAUUGCUCAGCGUGGGAAAGUAGAAGGGUGAUGCAAAGGAAAAUCGCCGAGGAGCUCAAGCUUGACCCUGAAAUAAUGGCCAUGUUUGACAAGCAGGAUGAGGAGGACGACUUCAAAGAUCUGUAUCAUGACUCCAGGGACACGGUCAGCGAACUAACACAUUCACAGUUCCGGUCACUUCUGCAUGAAGAAGCCGCUGACAUAGCUGCUCGCCAAUCAUGGAUGCAGAGCAUCGACCAAACAAUGGUAAUAGAGUGCUGCUUGUACGAGUUAUUCUUACAAUAUAGUUUUCACAGUGCCACUGAAUUGGAUUGGGUGUCUCAUGCUCCAAACUACUGGAUGUGCGAUGGGAUCAUUAAAGGGGAUGGAACAAGGAAGAUUAGUGACACAUUGCAUCAGGAAAUACGUUGGGAGUUGGGUGAUUCUUUUCUUGGCAGCAGCAUGUUUGAAAAACUCAUGGAAGAUCUGAAGGCUCCAUUUUUGGUAAUCAAUGACGAUGUUUCCUUCUUUGAAAAGAGACCGUUUCGUUGGAUUUGUGUCACCUCAAAAAAUCUGCCAAUACAAGAGGAUACAAAAGCCAUAUUGGAAAGGGCAUCGUCUGUGUUCGUAGCACUUGAAAAGUCUGAUAACCCGCAAGGCUUACCAAAUGGGCUUCUUACACAUUGCAGUAACCUUAGCGUGCUAGUUUUAUAUUAUUGUGCCUUCAAUUUUAUAUCACCUCCUUUCCUCCAGUGUCGUGGAUUGAGAUUCCUCGGAUUAGAUCACUGUACACAUGACAACACAAGUGAAGGUGAAAACUAUACAAACUGGGUGUGUCUACAAAGCCUAUGGGUGCUUGACUUACGAUACACAGAAUGGGGAGAUAUCUGAAGAAAAGAUGGAUGUCAUGGCUAACCUCAGGGAGCUGAACAUCGAGGGAUUCAUGUCCUGGCAACUGAUAAGCAAAUUACAGGGUAGGUUACAUCACCUUCAAAAGC